UGGCCAUGUAAAGACGAAAUCCACUGUGUGUCGUUCAUUCUGUAUUUCAAAGGAGUAAAAUAAUGUCAUCUGCCACAAAUAUUUCUUAAAAUAAAGAAAAUAUUCAUUAUCAUGCAGCUUCUGACAUAUCAGUUCCGUCCGAUGAUGAUUCAGACGAUGAAAUUCCAUUAUCAGUUAAAUGAAUGGUCGGAAAAUGUUAAGUUUUAGAAGGCUGAAAUAUUCGUACACUUACAUCGAAUACGAUACAAACUGAAAAACAUGAACACAACAAAACAUAUUUUAUAAAAUACAAAAACAACGUGAUUACAUAAACAUAUGAUUGUAAAUUUAAUAAUCUUUCAAAGGUAAAUGUAUAUAUUACAACUUAACUGUCUCAUCGCGUGUCACAAAACGUUUGUGUACAUGUAUACAUCAAAAUUAAACAAAGGCAUGAUCGAUAUUCACACAAAAACGGGUGUCAAUUUUAAGUAUGCUUUUGUACAAAGUCUUUGUUAAUAGUGUAUUUCUAUUUAAUGGGGUUCAAUGUCUUUACAUGUGAAAAAGUAAGCGAACCAGAAACGUUCAAAUAUUUUCAACGCAGUAGGUUUGUUAAAAUUGUAAAUACUUCGAAGUGAAAAUAUUUUUCUAUUUGGAUAUAGGUUACGGAUGAAAUAGGAUAUAAAAAUAUUUUUUGAAACUUCGAAGGUUUUAGAUAAAAAAAAGACUGAAAGAUGAGGUGCUCACGCACCGUCUGUGGUAAAGAGGGUGAUGGUAAAUUCUGUAAUGAAUGCGGAGACGAGAUGAUUGAUGAGAAGAUGGACACUGUUGUUAUUUGUCCUGGUAAAUUUGAUGAUGGCUCACCAUGUGGAGCAGACUUGGUGCCGGUACAGAAGUUCUGUAAAAACUGUGGGGUCAAAGUUGAUCAGUCGCUGUUUACAAGUUUGCAAGACACAUGUCCUGAAUGUGGUAAAGUUCUUGAGCAAGAAGCGAAGUUUUGUAUAGAAUGUGGACAUAGACUGAAAAAGCCUAUUGUAGGAGGUCAGCAUUCAUCUAUUGUGAGAGAAGUGGAAUAUUCUGGAAGGAUUGAAAAAACUGACUGUAAAUCUAGAAUGGAAUCACGAGCCGACAGCAAACAAAAUGAUUCAGUAGAGACAAAUCAUGCAGUCCUUUUGGCAGGUACGAGAAAUGUAAUUGAGGAUGGUAACAUCCAGGAUGGAAAGGAUAUAAAUACAGAAAGGAAAGAAAAUAAAAGUCUGAAAGAUGAUAGUAGUGGUCAUUUUGAAAAGAGAGAUGAAAAUAUUAUAAAAUCAGGCUGUAGUGGAUCAGAAAACAUAGAUAAAGCUCAUUCAGAAAUGUCUGAAAACUACAGUGCUAGUUCAGUGAACACUGAAGCAGUUCAGUCAACAGAAAAUAAGUCACAUUUGAAACCAGAGGAUGAUACUGAAAUGGCAGUCAACGAGAGUGGUAUGUCUGAUGAAAAUAAGACGGGACAACCUGAAAUUUCAAAUAAUCUGACUGGAAACAUUAGCAUAAUUCAUGAAACUUCACAAACUGACUUGUCUGAGCAACUGAAAGAAGUCCAUAUUGGAAAAAGUAUGCACAGGAAUCUUAAUAUUGUUGAUAGUACAAAACCUGCCAGCAAUGAUGAGAAUAUGAAGGAAGACAUAGGAACAAAUAACGAUGAUGCAAAAGGUGGAAAAGAAGAUGCUGCCAAAGGUGGAGAAGAUGGCACUAUGGAGGUACAGAAUUAUAGAAAUCGACAGGAUGAGUCCAAGAAACAGACAAAGACAGAGGACAGCAAAGUCAAAGCUGCUCAGAGGAAGUUCAAUGAAAAAUGCUUUACGGUUCAGUUCCAUGUUUUGACAAGUGAGGACUUCCAUUUUGAUCCAGCAAAAGACAAAUGCAUAUUGAGGAUAGGCCAUGAAGAACUGGGUGGCUGGAAUAGACAAGAUCGUAUAAUGAAAGAAAAAAGGAAAAUAGACAACUAUGUGUAUGAGAUGGUAUAUGAUGAAGUGAUACCUACACGACUGAUAUCUGGUAGACAUUCCAUUUCAUACAAGUACAUGAUCGUCCGAAGUGGCAAACCAGAUAUGGUAAGAUGGGAAUAUUAUCUGAAAAAUGACAAGCCAACGAUCACAAAAAACAGGGAUUUAACCGUGUACUACCUGAACUUCAAAGGAUUAGAAUUGUGGCAUCAAUAUGAUUGUUUUAUGGAAAAUGAACCAAAGUCUAUGAGGCAAAUGGGGUUUGGCUUGUAUUGUUUCACAUGGAAGAAAACUCUGAUUAAGCAUGCGGAGAGGGCUGUAGAAAUAUUCUGUCAAGAUUUAAUGGAACAUGACAAAAGUGUUCUUACAGUAGAUGAUACUGUUCAACAGCUCAGAAUGCUUUCAGAAUGCAUGAAAAAAAUCUAUUUAGUUGAUGGAAGAUGCUAUUUGGACAAUGAAGAUUUUUCUCAAAAUAUGAGUACAUUCAUUACAACAGCCUUCAUGAAAAAGGCCAAUUUGAAGCAGAUGUUGACAGUGGAAACCAAAGAAGAAAAAGAAAAGACAACAACUGCAGGACUCACACUUCUGUAUGUGUUGAAAACGAUGGAACUGAAUAUGCCAAAUACAGAAAGUGUACGGGCACUGGCAAAAGCCUUGAUUGUUUCAGCUGAUACAGACAAGAAAGAAUGCCCAGAGUUACAACUGGCAGAUAAACUUUUCCCUGGGAAAAGGAAAAUCUUGUUGGAUACUAUUCUAGCUGUCAUAAAGAAUAUUUCUGGAGCAUCAAAGGACCCAUAUUGGCUUUGUCUUUUGCCUUGGGUACACUUCCUUUCUGACGAAUGUGUACCAUUUCAAGCUUCUGAAGUAGAUGUGAAACAUGACCAGACUCAGAUAUGGUGGGGAGUAUCCGCAAUAGACAGAGAGCUUGAAGGUUUCAAGAAAAAACGAGAAAAUUGGUCAAUUCCUGCAGAAAAGAUGUUGAAGCUGUUACAGCCACUAUUUGAAAUGGACUACCUUCUUCCAAGAUCAUUUAUAGCUGCUGUUGAUUUGGCAGACUUAGAGAAAGUCCUAGAAACUAGAGCAAUACCAGUGGAAGCAUGCCUUGCUUAUAUGACGUACAUGUUGAACGUUACCAAGCCAGAAACAUGCUAUGAUUAUGGAACAUGCAAAUUCCGAGAAAUCUCUUAUGCUGAACAAACUGUCCACCGAUGUAUAGAUUCAUUGCUGAAGCAGUUGCAAGAAACUUUCUUCAGUGAAGAUUGUGUUUUAUCACGCUGGACAAUGUGUUACAUCAUUGCAUCCCACAUGUUGAAGAGAAGCAUGGAAAACAAACGGUUAGGUACAAUACAGCUUUGUGCCCAGGCUUUCAUUCACUGCAUUGCCAUGUACGACAGAGUAGUUGCAGAACAAAAAACACAAGACAAAGAGGCAAAAGGCCAUAGCAAUGUCUUGAGAGAAAAUGCAAAAGAUGUAGUUAGAUUGGUGGAAACUUACCAAAGAUGGCAUAUAGAAAUGGAAGACAUUUUAAAUGUUUGGAACGGUGUAUUCGCCCCAGUUGUCCUGCAGUCUGAAGAUGUCGGAAAUACAUGGAACAAAAUUAUAUCAGAAGGACUAUUGCAGAAUCUACAGCGUAAAGUAUGUAAGGAGAAAUUUAUAAGGCAGAAGUUUGUGGAACUUUACUGUCAGAAAGUAGACGAGUACAACCGAUGUAUGCAAGAAUGUAUGAGUCGAGCGGCUUUUCUGGCUAUAGCUAAGGAAUACACUGUUGAUUUUGGUCAGUUCUCACCGCAUGAAUAUAAGCGUUUUGGAAGUCUAAUCUCUCAACUAUUUAUUUCCGAAUGGAAGAAAAAUGUGAAGACAGGAAAGGAGGAAGAGUUGUCUAUGUUGAGACAUUUCCUGAGAUGGCCACCAUUAUCACAGUAUCUAAAAAUAUAUUACAAAGACCAGAAAAAAAUGGAAAUACUGACAGAAGACUGUUUGGAAUGCUUGAUUCAAGCGAUCUCUGUUAUUGAAAGUAAACUAAUAGCAUUGUUGUCGGGUGUUUUGACUAUUGGUGAGUUUAGCCUCAUAGCAGAAAAAGAUGGUAAAUUCCCAGAGCUUGCUGGACUUGUACAUUCCAAGAAGGAACAUACUGCAGCCUUUGUUAAAAAAGCUAUUGAAAUACGUCAGAAAGAGUUGGGAGCAUUUCAGUUACUGGCAAAACAAAUGGCAACACUGGCAUCUGUGUGUACACAGUUAGCAAAUGUUGACAUGAAGUGCAUUGAUGACACACUAAAGAAACAGGAACACAUAGAAAGACACCAGAUAAAAGAAUUCUGUGAGCCCGCUGAUGUAACUAAAGUAGACAUUAUUGAAACAUACAAGCCCAGACUGUGUGCAUUUAGAGUUUCCCCAACGGUAAUAAAUAUUGUACCACAUCUACAUGCCUGCUGUGAAAGCAGUACAUUCAUGAUGUUCUGGAAUGGUCAAUGCCAAGAGGUAUAUAACCAGUGUGCUACACUAGACGAUGUAGUGCAGAAAGUUUGGAGUGUUGUCAAAAAUAGAUGGGACACAAUAAUAAACAGAAUAUAUAGCGGUGAUAUAAUGUUCAAAGACUUUGAGAAAGUGGUUGGUCAGAGGUACAGAGACAGUUAUGACCAGAUGAAAGUAGAGUUAAGGAUGAUGAAUAUCCCUGAGAGAUGCAUCAAGGAACGUAUAGAUCAGCUGAUGAAUUACAGACAGCUGCUGGAAGCUUGUGUAAAAGGAGCAAAGACAAUACUAAAGUUUGCUCAAGAGUACAGACUGAAGGGAGAUUUUGCUCAAAUAAGAGUAAUUGCAACACAUGGAGAUCAAGACAUGAAAGCAUUUGAUAACAGUGUAAUGAAAGCCUGUGAAUUUCUGAAAGACCUAACACCAGACAAGGAACAAUGCUUGAAAAUGUUUGUUAUCUGUGAACCACUUGUCCAUUGGCUGAAAGAGUCAAUGAAGAAAUCUGGAUUAAAAGAACUGAAAGUGUUUGUGGACCUGGCCUUCAUGUUGGCUAGGGAUGAGCCAAUCAGUAUAGCCCGUAUUCAGUGUCUACACUCGGCUGUAACAGGAUAUGCCCCUCUCAUAUUUGACCUUGAUGAAAGCUGUGGGUACAAGCAGUUAUUGAACCUUUCUGCUGUUGUAUGGAAAGAACUUGAAGCAAACCCUAAACUGCCAGACAAAUUGAAAGACACAAAUCGCCAGCUACAGUGGCUCAAAGAGAUCAAGAAAGAAGUUAACUCCCUUAUGCAAGCUGAGGCCAUCAAUGCUAAUGGAAUAUUUACAGUUGGUAAAAAUACAUGGAAAAAGGAUGCACAGUCUCAAAAUAUAGAUGGAACAUUGAUGGAACUAAAGGACACCUUGAAGCUGACUGUACCAGAGCAAGAGGGUAAAAGAGAGUUGAGGAACUACACAUUCUCACAGUUACAAGACUUGCAGAGUAGACUGAUGCUGGUGACAGGUAAAGCUGAGAAAAGAACUGAUAGUGUGGACAGAUUCACCAUGAUAUUUGACAGUAUAACUAGGCUUAGCAGUGUUUAUAUGAAGCUUUGUUCAUCUGGCUGUGUCCUCUUCAAAGACUGGACUGCAAGGUUUUUCUGUGACCCUGAACCUAAUCGACCAGUUUGUGCUGUUUUAGAAUUUGGGCAAGGUGAUGGAGCUCCUCAACUGAAGGUUCGAAGGUCGGAGACAGAAGAUCUACAAGACAUUAUUCCUGAACUUGCAAACUUCAUGGAGACCUGUUUGGAAGAGUGGUUGAAGUACAUAAACAAAAAAUGCAAGAGUUAUCUUCACCUGAAUUAUUUCACUGUAGACCAGUUAGUCAUUCUUCAGAAAGAGUUGGUGAAAAUGGGUCCUGACUCUGAACCUUCCCAUCUUGUCUACCCACUACUUUCUGCUGUAAAAGACAGAUGUACUCCAGAUGACCUACUGGAAGCAAUGGCUGCAGCAAAAGAGGAGAUAGAAGGAGAUGCAGAGAUAGAGGUUGAAGAAGAUGGUGACAGUGACAAUGAAGAAGCUGAAACAGUAGAAGAUUCAAUUGAAGAUGAGAAAAAACAGAGUUUUGUACAUGAGCUGGUCCAGGCUGGCUAUGAAGAAGCCCGUGCUAUCAGAGCAUUGGAAUUUGUGGACCCAGAGGAUGUGACUGCUGGUAUAGUUUGGUGCAUGGAUCAUGAUGACAUUGAAAUGUCUGAUGAACAUGACCAAUCAUUGCCAGAAACGCUUGAGCCAUUGAGAGAGCAGCUUACACAGCGACCUAUAUUCAGUGGCUGGAGCCAAUCGCAGACUGACAUACAAACCAUGAUCACAGCAAACAUACAUGUAACUGGAUUUGGGAAACAAAUCACUGUUGGAUCAGACCCUUUGAUCAGUGAUCUCAAAGCAUUAUGGAACAAGUUUUUAGAGUCGAUUUCCUCCAACAUACGGGACUAUCUUAGUCUAGAACAUCUUGGUAUCAUCUUGAAAUAUCUUGCCAUAAAAGGAGAUGUUUUACCGACCACACUGUCUGUAUAUAUGAUGGACAAAGACCAGCCAUUGCCACAGUCAGGCGAAAUACUGAUGUGCACAAGCCAAACUACAAAAGAUGAAGUUCUUACCACGAUACCAAAGAGCAGUAUGAUUGGGAUUGUUGAUGGGUGCGAUUCAGGAUACGGGGACCUGAAAAAAACAGACUGUGUCGUACAUGGAAAAGAUACAGAACAGACUGGAAGUUGUGAGUUGCCCUGCACCACAUCAUGUCUACACAAUGCAGAUGUUCAAUCUGAGGUAUUAGUAAAGAAAGGCGCAUGUGGAAGUGAAGCAGUUCAAUGUCAAAUUGAUAUCCCUACCAGGAAAGGAACGUGUCCUACAAAUAAUGGGAAGGCCACAUUGACAAGCAGUGGAAUGAAAAGUGCCACUAGCUAUGACGAAUUUGAUCAGAAAAGACAGUUCUUAGAGGUAGAACAACAGAAGUUGUUGAUUGCCAAAGAACAACUUGAAUUGGAAAAAAGAAAAACUGAACUAUUAGAAAAAUCAACUAUACUACAGACUAGAUCAACAGAAGCACUUGAAUCUAUACUUGUUAUUUUAAGAGAAAAGUAAUUGGAUGAUGUGUUAACAAAAAAUUUCUUGAAAGUUAAUUAAGACAUAACAUAGGGCAUAUAACAGGAACGUAUUUUAAUAACUUAAACUAUCUGAAUUUUUUUCCUCAGAAAUUAUUGAUAUGGUGUGUGGUUCUUCUUGAAAAUUUUGAUCAAUUUUAUUGAAAGUUAAUGUCCGAGUUACCACAUAAAAUAGAAUAUUUAUUUUCAUUAAUAAAAAGUUUUAUCACAUGUUUGACGUCGCAGGAGUGAAAUAAAACCAUUUAUUUUAUGUUCUUCAGUGAAAUACUGAAAUUUAUCAUUGAAAUAAAAUUGAUAUUUUCACUGUUUCAAUUUUCACUGUUUCAAACAGUGAAAAUAUCAUUUUUAGCUCCACUAUUCGGAGAAUAGGGGGGCUAUUCUACCCGCCCAGGCGUCGGCGUCGGCGUGACCUUUCUUGGGUAUAGUUUUUCGGCAACCUUUGUUUUUCUGUCAUAUCUUUGUUACUGUUACAAUCCCCAUAACUCUUAUUGUAUUUUUGACAGAAUUAUGCCCCUUUCAUACUUGAUGUUUUUUGGCAAUCUUUGCUUUCUGGACAUAACUUUAGUACAAUAUAAGAUACAGAUUUGAAACUUAAAAUGUGUCUUUAUCAUCAACAUCUGCAUGUAUGGUAACAACCCCUAUAACUCUGAUUUGUAUUUUUGACCAAAUUAUGCCCCUUUCAUACUUAAAUCUUUUGACAAACUACUUUGGUACUGUAUAAGAUAAUGACUUGAAACUCAAAAUAUAUAUUUGCCAUCAUCAUCUGCAUGUGUGAUAACAAUCCCAAUAACUCUAAUUUGUGUUCUUGACAGAAUUAUGCCCCUUGGUGUAUCUUCCUUUAAAAAGUAGAGGUCUCUUAUUGAGACAUAUAUUCAUUUUACUGUCAAAUCACCAAAUAGUGGAGCGCACUGUCUUAUGGACAGCUCUUGUUAUUUUUCACUGGUUCGGAACUACACUUGAAUGCGAAAGAAUAAGAAUUAUUAAAUGUAGAAAAUUCCUUGCAAAAUAUACUUUAGUAAAGAUAUAGAUGUAUGGAAAUACUAACAGGAUCAUAAAUAUAUACAUUCUAUCAUAAUGAAAUAUAAAAGAAAUCAGGAAACGUAAUAGAACUAUUUACAGUUUUUCUACAAAGAUAUCUUGACGUCACAACAUUAUGACGUCAUGAUGCGAUGCACGUGACGUUGCGCGGACAAACUGGAUAUAAUUUUGUUAAAACCAUUAAAAAUACAUAAAAUAAAUAGAAAAGUUGUUUGUUUUAGUAUAAGAUCGAAAUAUAUUUCACUUGUGAACACCAUAAUUUACAUUUUCACGAGUGGCUGUGCCACUUGUGAAAAUAUUGCAUUAUAGUGUUCACUUGGUGAAAUAUAUUUCGAUCUUACACUAAAACAAACAAAUAUACUCUAUUACAUAAAUUUGAUAAUACACUAGUGUAAUAAAGCUUUGACGUUGACGUCGUUUUAAGUAUAGGAACCGUUGGUUGAAUUUACUUGGUCUAUAAUAUAGGUAUAGAAAGAAGAAAUUUUGAUAUUUCAGCAGGAAAAGCUUACAUGUGAUAAAAAAGAAUAUUACAUUUGUGUCCUUCCACCGCCUCGGUAGCCUAGUGGUAGAGCGUCCGCUUCGAGUGCGGGAGGUUGUGGGUUCGAUCCCCGACCGCGUCAUACCAAAGACGUAAAAAGUGGUACUAGUAGCUUCCUCGCUUGGCGCUCAGCAUUAAGAGGGUAGUGCUAGGACUGGUCAGCCCGGUGUCAGUAUAAUGUGACUGGUGGGGUAUCAUGUCACGUGUCUACGGCGUGAUAUUCUAGUGAGGCAGCAUUAUAAAGUUGGGCAUUGUGCUCACUGUUACAAGUAGACACCGUCGUUUAUAUGACUGAAAAAUUGUUGAAAAAGACGUUAAACCCGAACACACACACACACACACACAUUGGAUUUAUCAAAUUUGUUGAAUAAAAUUGAUAAAAUGCUUGGCAGGGCCUCGUAUUUUAUUAUUUUAUUCAACUUGUUUAAUAAAUUCAACAUGUAAUAUCCUCUCUAUCUAUUUUAUGCUUUUCGGUGAAAUACUGAAAUUUAUCAGUGAAAUAAAAUUGAUAUUUUCACUGUUUCAAACAGUGAAAAUAUCAUUUUUAUUUUUCACUGGUACGGAACUACACUUGAGUGCGAAAUAAUAUGAAUUGUAAAUGAUAGAGAAUUCUUUGUAAAAUAUUCUUCAGUAAAGGUAUAAUUGUAUAGAAAUAAUAACAGGAUCAUAAAUAUUUACAUUCUAUCAUAAUAAAAUGUAAAACAAAUCAGGAAACAUAAUAGAACUAUUUACAGUUUUUCAACAAAGAUACCCUGACGUCACAACAUUACGACGUCGUGAUAAGAUGCACGUGACGUUGCGCGGACAAACUGGAUAUAAUUUGGUUAAAACCAUUAAAAAUGCAUACAAUAAAUAGAAAAGUUGUUUGUUUCAGUGUAAGAUCGAAAUAUACAAUGUAUUACACUCGUGAACACCAUAAUUUACAUUUUCACGUGAAAAUAUUGCAUUAUAGUGUUCACUUGGUGAAAUAUAUUUCGAUCUUACACUAAAACAAACAAAUAUCCUCUAUAUACACCAUGUUCGAUUGAGCAAAUUUUGUUGCAAUGUAAGCUAGUACCUCUGUAAAUACUUUUUGAAAAGAUUUAAAAUUGAAUACAGUUCUACAAUGAAAUUAAUAACACAUGUAUGUGAUGCAUAGUUUCCAUUAUUCUAGUUUGCUUUUACGCAAUUUGUAUACAGUAACAAGAAGUAUGUACAGCGCAGUUUUCUUUCUGUAAAUUCACAAUAGUCAAAAGAACCUGUUGUAAAUAUUGAAGAUUUGUAUGCUACAAGUUAAAAGUUAGUUGAAUGAGCCUCCUUCUCUGUUCAAAACCAUUCCUAUUGCAGACUUGUACGAUGUUGUUGUCAUUGUCUAGUAUAAUAUUGUCAAUAAUUUGGUUGUGGAAGAUUUAAUUUAAGUGCCUUGUUACGCAGUUUGAAACAUGACUUUAUUAUCUUGGCUUUUCGGGGUUGAUACGGAAGUGACCCGCCAGUACUGUGUAGACUCCUGGAAAAAAUUUGAAUGUUAUAAGAUGGUAAACUGUAUAAUUUUUGUUGCCAGUUAAAACUGAAACUGAAACUGCUUUAUUUGAUUAAACGCCUAAUUUUACACAUAG
This is a messenger RNA of Mercenaria mercenaria, 10237 nucleotides long. RefSeq names its product E3 ubiquitin-protein ligase rnf213-alpha-like. Gene Ontology annotation, molecular function: ATP hydrolysis activity; ubiquitin-protein transferase activity. The record is from RefSeq and is a predicted model, not a curated record. Lineage: Eukaryota; Metazoa; Mollusca; Bivalvia; Venerida; Veneridae. The transcript has 34 exons. The coding region runs from base 711 to 7046 and encodes 2111 amino acids.